UGCAGAUACAGUGAUCCAGUUAGAGCCCGUCAUCUCUGCACGCACCAAGCUUUUGGAUGAAGGCAGGACUCUUUCUCAGUGUUCCCGAUGGCGAAGCAGCGUCGGUUCAGUCCUGGUGAUCAUUUUUAGAGGAAAAAAUUCACGGCUUUUUUCUUUUUCUUUUUCUUCUCGACUCAUUUUUAACAAAAUGUGGGACGCGCGUUCUCUGCGCGGCGUCCGCGGAGUGCUCUCGGUCGUGGCCGCUUGACUAAAGGGGGGAUCCCGGCUCCCUUUUCAUCCUCUACUCCCUUAGGAAAAAGAGGAGUUUGCAUGCAAAAGGUGGUUUAUCUCGGCAAGCCAUGGAGGGACUUGCCUAAAGAGGAUCCAACAUAACUCAGAUUUUUAGACUUUUUUUUUUCUAUUUUCUUCUUUUCUUUCUUAACAUCUUCCCAGUCAAGUCUCCCUCCCUCUGGCCUUUUCCAUCACCAUGGCUGAGAAGCUUGGACCAGCAGGGCUCAAGCCCACCAACAUCCGAACCCCUAACUCCCUUCCCCCAGAACCUAUCGACAUCAUCCGCACCAAAGCCCGCUCCCGCCGAGUUCGCCUUAACGUUGGGGGUCUGAACCAUGAGGUCUUGUGGCGGACUCUGGACCGGCUACCUAGGACCCGACUCGGCAAGCUCCGAGACUGCAACACCCAUGAGUCCCUGAUGGAAGUGUGCGACGACUACAGCCUGAAUGAAAACGAAUACUUCUUUGACCGGCACCCGGGGGCCUUCACCUCCAUUCUGAACUUUUACCGAACCGGCAAGUUACACAUGAUGGAGGAGAUGUGCGCCCUUUCUUUUGGCCAGGAGUUAGACUACUGGGGGAUCGAUGAGAUCUACCUGGAGUCCUGCUGCCAGGCCCGUUAUCACCAGAAAAAGGAGCAGAUGAAUGAGGAGCUGCGGAGGGAGGCAGAGACAAUGAGGGAAAGGGAGGGAGAGGGAGAGUUUGAUAACACCUGCUGCCCAGACAAGAGGAAGAAGCUGUGGGAUCUCCUGGAGAAGCCCAGCUCUUCAGUUGCUGCCAAGAUUCUGGCCAUCAUAUCAAUCCUAUUCAUCGUCCUCUCCACCAUCGCUCUGUCUCUCAACACCUUACCAGAGCUUCAGGUCAUAGACGAAUUCGGCCAGGCCAAUGACAAUCCCCAACUGGCCCACGUGGAGGCUGUGUGCAUUGCUUGGUUCACCAUGGAGUACCUCCUUCGCUUCCUCUCCUCUCCUAACAAGUGGAAGUUCUUCAAAGGCCCACUGAAUGUCAUUGACUUGCUGGCCAUCCUGCCCUACUAUGUCACCAUCUUCCUAACUGAGUCCAACAAGAGCGUGCUGCAGUUCCAAAAUGUGCGCCGUGUGGUGCAGAUAUUCAGGAUCAUGAGAAUAUUGAGGAUCCUGAAGUUGGCCAGGCACUCAACAGGGCUCCAGUCUCUAGGAUUUACUUUGAGAAGGAGCUACAAUGAAUUGGGGCUGCUUAUUUUAUUUCUUGCCAUGGGCAUCAUGAUAUUUUCCAGCUUGGUCUUCUUUGCUGAGAAAGAUGAAGAUGCCACAAAAUUCACCAGUAUCCCUGCCUCAUUCUGGUGGGCCACCAUUACGAUGACUACAGUGGGCUAUGGUGACAUUUACCCACAGACUUUACUUGGAAAGAUUGUGGGUGGGCUCUGCUGCAUUGCAGGAGUGCUGGUAAUUGCCCUACCCAUCCCCAUUAUUGUUAACAACUUCUCUGAGUUCUAUAAAGAGCAAAAGAGGCAGGAGAAGGCCAUCAAGAGGAGGGAGGCACUUGAGAGAGCCAAGAGGAAUGGCAGUAUUGUGUCAAUGAACCUAAAAGAUGCCUUUGCCCGCAGUAUGGAACUGAUGGAUGUGGUAGUGGAGAAAGGAGAGGACAAAACUUCCCUGGACAACCACCUGUCGCCUAGCCGCUGGGGUGGCUCAACCAGGCAUGCCACCUCUGAAACCAACCUAAAGUCGCCAGACAAAAGAAACCCAGAUACUCUGCCACAAGGCUCCCCUAAUCGUAUAUCUACCACCACCACUGGAGGUACCCAGUGGGUAAACAGGACCCCACAGCACCUUAAUGUUCAGAAACUGGAGGAGAUGUACAACCAGAUGACCAAGUCACAGUCCUUCACCAAUCUCAACACUACAAGUUCCAUGAGCACUCUGAGCACAACUGUGACCGCCCCGGUCUCACCUAAGAAAUCUUACAGCCCUGAAUACACAUUAAAAGAAGAGGUGGAGUUGGAGAUGAGGGAGGUCCAACCCUCCUCUGCAGAUGACUUUGCCAGCUGCUCAACGGACUAUACAAAGCAGGGCCCCAACUCAGGUGAGGAAGAAGCUGGGCCAGAUCAGAUCAGACACCCCAAAGCCCCACCACCUCUUGAUCUUAGCCAACUGAGGGCAAUUGAUGACCAGAGCUCUCCUGACACCAUGCUCAAAGAUGGCCUCUAUGAAUCCGUCAACCCACGUGAUGGAUCAGAGCUCCAUAUAGGGGUAGGGGACAGCUUUAACAAUUCUGUAGAGAAAAUCCAGAGCUCUAUCAGAGGGAAUAACCCUCUUAAAAUAAAGGGGUUAAAGGUCAACUUCACCAAAACCUCUGCUGAAGGCCCACUAACACCACCCAGCACUACCUCUCCUGGAGACAUCAGCUCCAGCAUCCUGGAAGACGAGUCUCCAGAGGGAGAGACCUCACCACUCAUCCGCAAUUCAGAGGCGCUACUCCCAGUCACAGAGGAGGAGACCUGCCCCUUGUCCCCUAAGCGGUUGGUGGUAGACACACCACCCGGCGAUGAAGAUCAAUCCACAGAGAACCACGAGGAGAAGCAUCUGAUGGAGGUGGCAGGCGCUGCAGUCGCACCCUUGUCACCCAAGACAGCAGCACAAAAUUGUACCCAAGAUGUGGUUGGGGCAGGCGAAGAGGUCAAGGCUGACAGUAACCAAAGUGGACACAAAGUAGAGAACCACAUGUUUACAUCCGAUAUCCACCUGAGACCCGGGGAUGGCAGCCUCUCUCCAACCUGUGAAACCAGCAUGUGACUGUAAGAGGAGCUUUGAGGGACAAUAGACCCACUGCAACCUCAGCCUGGAGUGUGGGAGAGCAGGAAGAAAAGACAAGAGUGCAGUUGUAGUGAAAGAUAUUUUUGCAUGGCAUGACAAGUCCCUUUUACUUGUGUUGUUGUGUAUUGCUGAAAAAGAAACUGCAGUGCUUCGUGCAGAAUUUAGAAUGACUUUGGGACAAACAGUGGGCUCAAAGAGGAAAAACAGAGGGAAUUCAUCAACUAAUGUAGACAUUUUGGUCCUCUCAAUGUACAUAAUGACAGUCUCCUUUUUCUAGCAAAAGAAGGAAAUGCACAGAGGGACUUAUCUGUAAAAAGCAUGCAUUUAAAAAAGACAGAUAUUUUACGGUGCUUAGUUUGCUGAAAGUGCUCCACUGUAAAUACUAGGACAUCUAAGGCAAUGACAAUGCACAGGAUGGCAAAGGAAAACUGUCACUGAAGGUACAAAUA
Molecule: messenger RNA, 3513 nt
Organism: Thunnus maccoyii (southern bluefin tuna)
Lineage: Eukaryota; Metazoa; Chordata; Actinopteri; Scombriformes; Scombridae
Gene: kcnb2b
Product: potassium voltage-gated channel subfamily B member 2b
Exons: 3
Coding region: 467-3043 (858 amino acids)
Biological process (GO): potassium ion transmembrane transport; protein homooligomerization
Cellular component (GO): voltage-gated potassium channel complex; membrane
Molecular function (GO): delayed rectifier potassium channel activity; protein binding
Source: RefSeq, a predicted model, not a curated record